This is a messenger RNA of Exserohilum turcica Et28A, 1771 nucleotides long. RefSeq lists its product as uncharacterized. Gene Ontology annotation, molecular function: carbohydrate:proton symporter activity. Gene Ontology annotation, biological process: carbohydrate transport; transmembrane transport. The record is from RefSeq and is a predicted model, not a curated record. Lineage: Eukaryota; Fungi; Ascomycota; Dothideomycetes; Pleosporales; Pleosporaceae. The coding region runs from base 56 to 1771 and encodes 571 amino acids. Gene Ontology annotation, cellular component: plasma membrane. The transcript has 2 exons.
AAUCCAAAUCCUAAUCAUUACCUCUUUACAUAUAUCUUAAUCAAAAACGCUCAUCAUGGCUGGCUUGUCGCGUUUUUUCAACAAGGGAGCUGCGGCUCAAGAACCACGUGAAAAGGGCACGCCUGACAGCGUUACCCCUGCCGACACACCUCCCAGAGGCAACUCGCACGCUGCCCAUGGUGCGGAUAUUGAGCCCAAGGGCCGAGUACCAGCUAUUGCUGUUAUCCUCGGUGCGGUUGCUAGUAUCGGUGGCUUCAUGUUUGGUUAUGAAUCUGGUCAGAUUUCCGGUUUCCUUGAGAUGAGCGAUUUCAAGGACCGUUUUGGCGACGAGGGCAAGUUCUCUGCUGUCCGCCAGGGUGCUAUUGUCGGUCUGCUUGCCGUCGGUACCCUGUUCGGAUGCUUGGGAUCAGCCCCUCUUGCUGACACUUUCGGUCGUCGUCUCACCAUCUCCGGUUCCGCCUUCUUCUACAUCAUCGGUGUGAUUAUCGAAAUCACGAGCAAGAACGUUUGGGUUCAGUUCGCAAUGGGCCGCUUCACUGCUGGUCUUGGUAUCGGGUCUCUUUCAACUGUCGUACCCAUGUACCAGUCCGAGUCCAUUCCUAAGCGGAUCCGUGGUGCAACUGUCUCGUCUUACCAGCUGUUCAUCACCCUUGGUAUCUGGACUGCGUACAUGGUCAAUUACGGCACGGAGAAGAGCUACAAUGGCAGCGCUCAGUGGCGCAUUCCCAACGGUCUUUCCGCUCUCUGGGCUAUCAUUCUCGGCAGCACCAUCCUGCUCCUCCCAGAGUCGCCUCGUUACGCAUACCGCAAGAGCAAGGUUGACGAGGCUCGCGCCAACAUGGCUCGCCUGAAUGGCAUCGACCCUUACAGCCCUUUUAUCGACUCUGAGAUUGCCGAGAUUCAGGAGAAGCUUGAGGCUGAAGCCGCUGGUGGUGACCACCCAUGGCACGAAAUCUUCACCGGCCCCCGCAUGCUGUACCGCACUCUGCUCGGAAUGGUCCUCCAAGCUGGUCAGCAACUUACCGGUGCCAACUACUUCUUCUACUAUGGCACAACCAUCUUCGCCGCUACCGGUCUCAGCAACUCGUACGUUACCUCCAUCAUUCUCGGAACUGUCAACGUCGCUGCAACCAUUGCGGGACUCUGGAUUGUUGAGAAUGUCGGUCGCCGCAAGGCUAUGAUGGCUGGUGCUGCUUGGAUGGCUGCCUGCCUCUUCAUCUACUCCUUCAUCGGACACUACCAGCUCGACCACCAGAACCCGCUCAGCACACCCCAGGCCGGAAACAUUAUGAUUGUCUUCACUUGCCUGUUCAUUGCUGCCUUUGCCACCACGUGGGGACCUCUUGUCUGGGCCAUUGUCGGAGAGCUGUACCCCGCCCGCUACCGUGCUACCUGCAUGGGUCUUGCCACAGCAUCCAACUGGCUCUUCAACUUCAUCAUCUCCUUCUGCUCCACGCUGAUUACUGACCGCAUCGACUACUUCUACGGUCUCGUCUUCGCCGUCUCCCUCGUCCUGCUCUUCUUCAUCGUCUACUUCUUCAUGAUCGAGACAAAGGGCCGCUCCCUCGAGGAAAUCGACACCAUGUACGUCCUGCACGUCAACCCCAUCACGAGCGCAAAGUGGGACCCAUCUACGCUCCAGAAGGACGGCCUCGUCGACACUGACCGCCUACACAUGGGCCCCGGCGGCCGCACCUUUAGCAAAGCCGAGCAGAGCGGCGGUCAAGGCGGCAUCUUGGAGCCUGCCGAGAGGAACGAGAUCCAAGUGUAG